CUGAGAGGAUGAGGACGAGAGAGAGAAACAACAUGCAGAAGAAAAUAGAAGAAGCGAGGAAACCAUCAACAUCAAAAGGUGAAAAGGAACAGGAAACAGACGUGAGAUACUACAAUUGUGGCGAUAAAGGACACAAAGCUAAAGACUGCAAGAAGAAAGAACUAAGUAAAAAGUGUUUCAAGUGUCAAAAAUACGGGCAUACGGCGAGGUUGUGUAACGCGUCAGACGAUAGUGAGGCGGUAACGGAUAAAAAGACGACGGUAAUUAAUACGGUUACUGAUACACCGAGCGAUAGAAUGUGUAAACGAAUCACGAUAAACGAUGUGCGGGUCAAUGCGUUAAUAGAUACCGGCAGCCAAAUCACAAUAAUGCGCAAAGACGUUACGAUAGAAUGAAAUUAGACAAGCUACGGGGAAAUAGUAUUUGUUUAACCGGUUUUGGGAAA
Molecule: messenger RNA, 445 nt
Organism: Acromyrmex echinatior (Panamanian leafcutter ant)
Lineage: Eukaryota; Metazoa; Arthropoda; Insecta; Hymenoptera; Formicidae
Biological process (GO): proteolysis
Molecular function (GO): aspartic-type endopeptidase activity; zinc ion binding; nucleic acid binding
Source: RefSeq, a predicted model, not a curated record